Messenger RNA from Bipolaris victoriae FI3, 1209 nucleotides. RefSeq lists its product as hypothetical. Lineage: Eukaryota; Fungi; Ascomycota; Dothideomycetes; Pleosporales; Pleosporaceae. Bases 1 to 1209 code for a protein of 402 amino acids. The transcript has a single exon. The record is from RefSeq and is a predicted model, not a curated record.
AUGAGACUUCCGCUCGAGACUCUUCUCCUAAUUGUGCACCUCGUUCAUCUCACCACCGCCGUGCCCGUGCCCGUUGCUCGCCGUAGCACAUCGUUUCGCGCCCUCCGUGGCUUGACGCCACUGGUCAACUCCUUCUCCAACGGCCACACGUACAAACACGCACCUACAAAGUACUUUUACGAAUCCACGUUCAAUUCGCACUACGAUGGGCGCUUUGCCUCUGCCGAGCUUCCCUUCCGGGAACGGGUAUGGAAUCUACGGCUGAUGCUCAAAGCAUAUACAGAGACAAUGGACCAGAUUGGAAUCCAAACAUGGAUCAUGCACGGGUGUCUGCUUGGGUGGUGGUGGAACGGCGGUCUCAUGCCAUGGGACAAAGACCUCGACUUUCUCGUCGAAGAAGAAGGCAUGCAAGAGCUAGGCGAAUGGUGGAACAUGACCGUCCACCACUUCCCCGCCGCCUCUCUCGGCCUCGACGACGCCCGCUCCGCCGAAAGCAACCGCUGGGCCAGCGAGCGUCACGCCGCGCAAGACGACGAGUCGGACCCCAAAGAAGACGACACCGCCCGCUCCAAGCGCCUAGCCUGGGAACAAGAAGUGCAUGAAAACGGCAAGAAAUACCUGCUCGAAGUCAACCCAAACUACAACAACAAAUCCACAUCAGACAAGUACAACCUCAUCGACGCCCGCUGGAUCGACACCUCCAACGGUCUCUACAUCGACAUCACAACCCUCCACAUCGCCCCCCUUUCUUCCGCCCAAGAAUCCGACCUUAACAACAACAACGAAGACGACCCUUUCUCCCUUACCCCAUCCUUCACAACCCACCCCUCCCCCCACGAACCAGACCCAUACUCUGAAGAAAUCCAACUCUACGUCAAAGACACACACGCCUACCUCUCCUCGCAAAUAUACCCCUUACGCACUUCCUACCUCGAAAAAGUGGCCAUCAAAGUACCUUUUGCCUACGAAGAAGUUCUCCUAGAAGAAUAUGGUAGCGAGGCGCUCACCGAGAGUUGGUAUAAUGGGUAUGCGUUUGAGAGCGAGAAGGGGGUGUGGGUUGAGCGGAAUCCGUCGCUUGAAGAGGCCAGGUAUUUUAGGGCCAAGUCGGGGAGGAUGACAGGGAGGAGUGCGGGGACGGGGAGGAUUGGGCAUGGGUGGAUGGGGGAGGGGAGUUUGGGGAGUGCUGUGGAGGGGGAGGGGGGUGCAUGA